Messenger RNA from Carcharodon carcharias (great white shark), 2904 nucleotides. RefSeq names its product NACHT, LRR and PYD domains-containing protein 6-like. The transcript has 7 exons. Bases 1 to 2904 code for a protein of 967 amino acids. Lineage: Eukaryota; Metazoa; Chordata; Chondrichthyes; Lamniformes; Lamnidae. Gene Ontology annotation, cellular component: cytoplasm. The record is from RefSeq and is a predicted model, not a curated record.
AUGAUGAUGCAGACACAGAGAACAGAAGCACUGCAUGUCACAGCCCUGACUCUGAAGGGCCGCAGGAGGCUGGAACGGCUUUGCUUUGGAGAGAUAGGAGUGACCUGUGACCCCAGCGAGCAGUCAGCGCCUGUGUUGACCUGUGACCGCAGAGAGUGGUCAGUGCCUCUGGUGUCCUGUGACCCCAGCGAGCGGUCAGCGCCUGCAGUGACCUGUGACCCCAGCGAGCGGUCAGCGCCUGCAGUGACCUGUGACCCCAGCGAGCGGUCAGCGCCUGCAGUGACCUGUGACCCCAGCGAGCGGUCAGCGCCUGCGGUGACCUGUGACCGCAGAGAGUGGUCAGUGCCUCUGGUGUCCUGUGACCCCAGCGAGCGGUCAGCGCCUGCGGUGACCUGUGACCCCAGCGAGCGGUCAGCGCCUGUGUUGACCUGUGACCGCAGAGAGUGGUCAGUGCCUCUGGUGUCCUGUGACCCCAGCGAGCGGUCAGCGCCUGCGGUGACCUGUGACCCCAGCGAGCGUUCAGCGCCUGCGGUGUCCUGUGACCCCAGCGAGCGGUCAGCGCCUGCGGUGUCCUGUGACCCCAGCGAGCGGUCAGCGCCUCUGGUGUCCUGUGACCCCAGCGAGCGGUCAGCGCCUGCGGUGACCUGUGACCCCAGCAAGCGGUCAGUGCCUCUGGUGUCCUGUGACCCCAGCGAGCAGUCAGCGCCUGCGGUGACCUGUGACCCCAGCAAGCGGUCAGCGCCUGCGGUGACCUGUGACCCCAGCGAGCGGUCCGCGCCUUCGGUGACCUGUGACCCCAGCAAGCGGUCAGCGCCUGCGGUGACCUGUGACCCCAGCGAGCGGUCGGUGCCUCUGGUGACCUCCUGCCAGGCGGAGCUGAAACGCUGGGUGACCGAGUGGACGUCGCGGAUUGACCAGCACAAGGUGCCGUGGGGGAGGAGGAAGUCCAGGAGGGCAGUCCGACUGGAGGACCGCUACACCGAGCUGAUCGUGGUGACCACCCACCGGCUGGGCGGCAGCCGCUACAACGAGAUGGUGGACGCGGCCAACAUCCACGAGAGCCUCUCCUCCCAGCCGUCCGGCGGGCCCGGCUCUUCCAGGCCCCUGCGGGCCGAGCACCUCUUCCGGCGGAGCUACUCCGGCCCCCGGCUGGGCCCGGCCCCCCUGGUGGUGGCGGUGUCCGGGGUCCCCGGCAUCGGCAAGACCACCAUGGUGCAGAAGCUGCUCCACGACUGGGCCGCCGGCAAGGUCUGCCGCCAGUUCUCCUUCGUCUUCCACUACCAGUUCCGCGAGCUGAACCUGCUGGGAGGGGAGCGCAGUCUGGUGGGCCUCAUCGUCGGCCGGCACCCCUUCCUGGAGUCCUCGGUGCACCGGAUCCUCCGGCAGCCGGAGGAGGUCCUCUUCAUCCUGGACGGGCUGGACGAGAGCCGGGAGGAGCUGGACUUUGCCUCUCGGUGCUGCCACCCCGAGGGGAUGCACCCCGUCCCUGCUCUGGUGGCUGGGCUGGUCAGCCAACAGCUGCUGAGGGGCUGCUCGGUGCUGGUGACCAGCCGGCCCGGCUCUCUCAAGACCCUGGAACCCGCCGGCCUCCAGGCCCACGCCGAGGUCCUGGGCUUUCUCGGCCCGCAGCGGCGCCGCUACUUCGAGAAGUUCUACGGCCAGCGGGCAGAAGGCCCGAGGGUCUACCGGCACGUCAGGGGUCAUGGGGUCCUCUACACCCUCUGUUUCAACCCCUCCUACUGCUGGAUCCUCUGCUCGGCCCUGGAGGGUCAGUUUACCCGCAGAAGGGGCGGGGCAGAGUGUCGGCCCCCUCCCCGGACCGUCACCCAGCUCUUCGGCCUCUUCCUGGCCAACCUGCUGACCAACCACGCCCGCCACACCCCCCACCUGAAGCGAGCCGUCCUCAGGGUUGGCCGCUUGGCCUACGCCGGGGUCAAGGGUCGGCGGCUGGUCUUCUACCAGCCGGAGCUGAGGGAGCACGGCCUGGGCUCCUCCCCCUUCCUCUCGGGCUUCCUGACCGAGUUCCUGGAGCGGGACGCCGCCUCGGCCCAGGCGGCCUUCAGCUUCCUCCACCUGACCGUCCAGGAGUUCCUGGCCGCCCUCCGCUUCUUCCUGGGCGGUAGGCCGGAGGAGCUGAGCUGGGCCCUGGGGGAGGCUGCGGCCUGCCCCGACGGGCGCUACGAGGUCUUCUCCCGCUUCCUGGCCGGACUGGCCAAUCCGGCCAACACCCACGCCCUGGACGGACCCCUGGGAGGCCUGUCGCGCAGGCCUUGCUCGCUGGUGCUGGACUGGCUGCUGGAGGGGACCCGGGCCUCGGCGGAGACGGGGGACAAGAGGGCCCUGCUCCAGGCCCUCCACCGGCUCUUCGAGGCCCAGCACAGGGGCCUGGUCCAGCGCUCGCUGGGCCGCGGCGCCCGCCUCGACCUCGCCGCCCAGCGCCUCAACCCUGUCGACUGCUCAGCCCUGGCCUACGCCCUCGGGUGCCUGGAUCGGGCCCAAUGCCUGGACGUCAGCUCCUCCAUCGCCCAGCCGGAAGGGCUCGACCGGCUCCUCCCCCACCUCCGCAAGUGCAAGGAGAUCAGGCUCGAUAACAAUAACCUGGGAGAUGUGGGAAUGCAGAAACUCUGUGCGGAACUGAGGAUACCAGGAGGGAUAUUCACAACCCUUCAGGUAAUCCGAGGAGGAUUCAAUGGACAGAGAUCGGAAGUGGGCACCCAGGCUGGCUUCCCUAAUGCCAGGGAAUUGCAACGUGUAAGCUUGUGCCCCCUGUGCUACCACCUGUCUGACUGUGGGCCCAUCUGGAUCAGUUCCACACUGAUUAAUAAUCCACUGAGCCUUCAGGCAGCUCCCAUACAGGUACAGGCCUCAUUCUUUGGCUCAGAACUCAAAUGUGGAGGUUCAUGA